Molecule: messenger RNA, 243 nt
Organism: Gongylonema pulchrum
Lineage: Eukaryota; Metazoa; Nematoda; Chromadorea; Rhabditida; Gongylonematidae
Source: the annotation of a GenBank genome assembly
AUGAUUCUGGAUAGAUACUUCGGCUUCAUUGAAAUGAGGAAAUUGAAAAGGAGAAUAAAUCAAAUAGAAAUGGAAUACACGCUUACAGCAAUCCUGUUCGUCGGACCCAUCGUCACAGUCCCGGUGCCCGUCACAUCGGAAUUUUAUUGGAAUGCAUUUCUGCGAAUCGGCACAACGGAAUUCACGCCCCGCUGCUUUGCAGCUUAUAUUCUCUGCAAAUCUAUGAGCAUAUUGGCUCGAUGA